CAGCCGGCCACUUUGGCCAGCCAUCAGAGCUACCACUGAGCUAGCUAGCACUAGCAGCCAUCAUCCAUCCCAUCCCAGUGCAUUUCAUUCCAGCACCAUCAUAUCACUCUGCUCACUCACACCUCAAUCUCGUCUGCCUACGCAACAAAUCCAAGCUAGGGAACAAGUUUAGCAGCCUCUGUCUCAAGGAAACAAGCCAAGAGCUCACCUGAGGCCGGGCAGCAAUGGUGGAACCGAGCAGAUCAGCCGGUGCCAAGAGCUCCACCACCACCACUACCGUGAGGAAGAAGAAGCUGACGGCAACAUCACCGGCCGCCCCCAAGCCGGACAAGGAGAAGCUUCCAGAUGUCGGCAAGAAGCAGCAGAGCAGCCAUGGCGGCCCAGGCGCUGGCGCUGCCGCUGCUGCGGAUAGCCCGUCCUACAGACUGGCUCUCAGGAGCCUCUUCUCCUGCCGGAACAGCCACGCGGCGCAGCACCAGCACAGCCAGCGCGCCGCUCCACCGCAGCCGGCGCCGGCGCCGGCAGAUGACGCCUCUAGCAGGAGGUGCAAGAAGAAGUCCAAGAAGCAGACCCAGCUCGGCUGCUCCGCCUCCAUCUGCAAGCUCCGGGACGCCAGCCCCCGCAGGGUCACGCUGCACCGCCCGCCCGCCGAGGAGGAGCCGCCCUCCGGCGCCGCAGCAGGGGCUGGCGACCCGUGCAAGCGCCGGGCGUCGGUGAGCGGGGGCGGCGAGCGGCGGGUGAAGAAGCCCCUGCAACAGCAGCAGCCGCAGCAGGGGCAGGGGAACGAGGCGGCAGGCGCCGUGGUGGUGGGCUCGUCGUCGAGGCACUGGGGUUCGUCCACGGCGUCCUCGUCCUCGUCGACGGCGGGGGGCGGCGGGUCGUCGUUCCGGCUGCGCAGGCUGUCCGGGUGCUACGAGUGCCACAUGGUGGUGGACCCCGCCGGCGGCGGCUCGUCCAUGCGCGCCGCCAUCUUCCCCUGCCCCGACUGCGGCGACGUCUUCGUGCGGGCCGAGAGCCUCCACCUCCACCAGGCCACCCGCCACGCAGUGUCGGAGCUGGGGCCGGAGGACACGAGCCGGAACAUCAUCGAGAUCAUCUUCCAGUCGAGCUGGCUCAAGAAGCAGACCCCGGUGUGCGCCGUGGACCGCAUCCUCAAGGUGCACAACGCGCCGGCCACCCUCGCCCGCUUCGAGGCAUACCGCGACGCCGUCAAGGCCAGGGCGCGCGGGGGGCGACCUGGCGCGGGGCGGUGCACCGCCGACGGCAACGAGCUGCUCCGCUUCCACUGCGCCGCGCUCGCUUGCUCCCUCGGCGCCGGCGGCGCCACCCACCUCUGCGACGCGGCCGGCUCGUCCUGCGCGGCGUGUGGGAUUGUUCGGGACGGGUUCAAGUUCAGGGCGCCCGGGGUCCGGACCAUGGCCACCAGCGGCCGCGCGCACGACGAUGCCGUGGCCGUGGGUGGGGAGGAGGGGGAGGGCGGCGGAGGAGAGCGGCGCAGGGCCAUGCUCGUGUGCCGGGUCAUCGCCGGGCGGGUGAAGCGCCGCUGCGAGGCCACGGCAGAGACGGCGGGCAAGGAGGAGGCGGAAGCGUCGCCGGAGGAGGAUGCAGAAGCAGAGGAGGAGUACGACUCGGUGGCGGGGACGGCGGGGGUGUACUCGAGCCUGGACGAGCUGGAGGUGUUCAACCCAACCGCCAUUCUCCCAUGCUUCGUCGUCGUCUACAAGGCUUGACUAAUGACUCAUCACCUCGGCGAUCCUUCUUCACGUUGAUUAAUUCCUAGCUAGAUAGCUUCCUGGGCUCAGGGAAUUCACUAAUCAAUUCCUUUCAUGUCAACUGAAUUAGUUUUUACUGUUUCAGUUAGCGGCGAUCGAUGAUGUAACAUAGAAUCUUCUCUAAUUAGUUUGUAUGAUCAGCUGCACUAGUGCCUAUUCAUCUUUGUAUGAUCAGUGCCAGUGAUCGAUUGAUCAGAUGGUACUUGAGCAUGAAUUACUCCCAUCAUUUGCCGACAUUC
Messenger RNA from Triticum aestivum (bread wheat), 2011 nucleotides. RefSeq lists its product as uncharacterized. The record is from RefSeq and is a predicted model, not a curated record. NCBI's taxonomy places the organism in Eukaryota, Viridiplantae, Streptophyta, Magnoliopsida, Poales, Poaceae. Bases 225 to 1730 code for a protein of 501 amino acids. The transcript is spliced from 2 exons.